Messenger RNA from Larimichthys crocea (large yellow croaker), 1522 nucleotides. It is a transcript of the gene cdx1b, whose product is annotated as caudal type homeobox 1 b. Gene Ontology annotation, molecular function: DNA-binding transcription factor activity, RNA polymerase II-specific; RNA polymerase II transcription regulatory region sequence-specific DNA binding. Gene Ontology annotation, cellular component: nucleus. The record is from RefSeq and is a predicted model, not a curated record. NCBI's taxonomy places the organism in Eukaryota, Metazoa, Chordata, Actinopteri, Sciaenidae. The coding region runs from base 301 to 1188 and encodes 295 amino acids. The transcript has 3 exons. Gene Ontology annotation, biological process: animal organ morphogenesis; regulation of transcription by RNA polymerase II; embryo development.
GAGGAGGAAGAGAAUUAGAGAGGGAGGAGGGGGAGAUAAGAGCAAUAAAACAGGUCAUGUGACUGCAGCAGUUUUUAACUGGCAGCUGAUGGAGAAACCACAGAGAGAGAAAGAGUGAGAGAGAGAGAGAGAGAGAGAGAGAGAGAGGGGGAGAGGGAACAGGUGGAGGUGUGGACAGGUAGAGAGCGUGCACACACUCUGAAGCUCACUUUACCUGUAGACCAGGUGAGAGGCAGAGAGGGGGGACAGAGAGGCAGGCUGGAUCCGCCGUAUGCUGAGGGAGUCCCCUCACCUGGAAAGAUGUACGUAAGCUACCUGCAGCUGGAUAAGGACCCAACAAUGUACCCUCACCAGAACCCGGUGACCCGCCACCCGGGCCUCAGCCUCAGUCCGCAGAACUUCGCGGUCCCUGCCCCGCCGCAGUACUCAGACUUCGCCGGCUACCACCACCAUCAUCACGGCAUCAAUAACGACCUGCACCCGUCUCAGCAGGUCGGCCCGGGCACAGGCGGCUGGAGCCCGGCUUACCCUCCUCCACCCACACGGGAUGAGUGGUCAUCCCAUCACUACGCGGCAGCAGCCGCGGCAGCAGCAGCUGGGGGCCCCCCGGCGUCCACCGUGCCCGGCUCGGUGGGUCCCACCUUGGGGUUCAGCCCACCGGAGUUCGCCGGGCAGCCGCCCGCGAUGCUGCCCGCCUCCCUUAACACAUCCUCGGGGCAGCUGUCGCCUGGAUCCCCGCAGAGGAGGAACCCGUACGAGUGGAUAAGACGCAGCUCCGCACCGCCCACCAACCCAAAUGGAAAAACGCGGACUAAAGACAAGUACCGGGUGGUUUACACCGACCACCAGCGGCUGGAGCUGGAGAAAGAGUUUCACUACAGCAAAUAUAUCACCAUCAGGAGGAAGGCGGAGCUCGCCACAUCGCUUGGCCUGUCAGAGAGACAGGUGAAGAUCUGGUUCCAGAACCGCCGGGCGAAGGAGCGCAAGAUCAACAAGAAGAAGCUCCAGCAGCCAGCUUCCUCCACGACCACACCCACCCCUCCCACCAACGGCAACGGCGGAGGAGGUGGUGGUGGCGGACUUCACGGAAACGGUGGGAACAGUGUCGCCAUGGUGACAAGCAGCAGCGGCAGCAACGGGCUGGUGUCCCCUUCCUCCCUACCUUUGAACAUCAAAGAGGAGUACUGAGAGAAAGAGACAUUUUAUUGGACGCUGAUGUCAGGGAUGUGGACUAAAAAACUUUGCAUGUCACAUCCCGCUCUCUUGUCAAACUUUCUGUCCACCAUCUUAAAGCUAAAAAGCUUGUUAAAAUUUUGAGAGAAUGUGGAUGGGUGACGUCACCGUGCAGCGAUAGUACAUUUGUUGUUCCUCGCUGUGAUCAGGAAAUUCAGCCUGUUUUGAUCACAUCUCGAGCUCUCAGGUGAAAAUAAAGUUCCCAAAGAUCCCAAAAUGAGGCACAAGACCAUGUUGAAUAUAUCCAUUUGAUGGAAUGAUACAGCCAUGUCUUGGGUGUGAAUCUUAC